Ectocarpus sp. CCAP 1310/34 is the source of this 1323-nucleotide messenger RNA. The record is from the annotation of a GenBank genome assembly. NCBI's taxonomy places the organism in Eukaryota, Phaeophyceae, Ectocarpales, Ectocarpaceae.
GGGGGGGGGGGAGCGGAGACAAGUGCCAUACAGAGCAGACCGUGACACCACCUGCGUCUCCUCGCCCUGAACCAAGACGUGGACGGACAUGCAGUCCCGUCGAAGGAGAAGCCUCACUAAGGAGGACGCGCCACCCACGUAGUCGCCGCCCACGAACUCCGUCGAAUCCUGUUAAUGGUAGCAGCGGGGGGGGGUCUACGGCUACUUGUCAACGGGGAGGCGGCCUGGGCACCGCCUCCGCAGAGGCUACACCCGCAAGUACGCCUGGCGUCGCAACUAAGCGAGUGGCGGGAUCCGGCGCGCGUGGUCGAGAUCCGGGAAGCCGUACAGGAUCCGGUAGGAAACGCAGAAAGAGACGGACGCUGGGGCAGAGGCGGCGAGCCGUCUUUGAGGGGAGAAUGGCAAACGAGGAGUACGGUGAGCAGCAAAAAGGAGGCGAGGCAACAGGCUAAGGUCCGCAGAGAGCGAGAGAUUGCCGAAGCUGAACGUGAGAAGCUGGAGUCUGGAGGCAAGCGGGCAGUUGAAUUCCGGCGUCGAAGUUGCGGUGGAAACCUUGUAACAGCUGGCUCUCGCUCCGUCAAGCGGAGUGCAGCGCGAAGACAGUCUGAUCCUGGAGUUACGAAUACUCAGAUCGGAGCCGAGAAAAAUACACUCAAGAAACCUUGUAGGCGUGCGGAGUGCGGUUGGUUCAUAAACAACCCGGGUCUCGAAUGCAGCGUGUGCCCCUCAGGCGUAGUGAACGCCGUCAGUGACAAGCUAUGCUCCGCAUGCCAUAGGUCGGAGGGCUUAGCUGGCUUCACGCACCUCAGAGGGCCACGGCUUGAACGAGCGACACGGUUGUUUUUGGCCGAGUACCAAGAAGGAGAGGGGGAGCUGCCUCUACCUCUCGUGCGAGGAUUUUGUCCCAGCAACGACUGCAUUUGCCAACGCCGAGAUUGUUUCUACGGUUUUCUUCUCGAGAGGGAAGCAAAGCCGGAGCUCCGAACAUGUAGCGUGUGCAAGAGAGGGUACCCUGUGAAGGACCAGAAGAGGUGGUACAGUGUGGACGUCGUGGAUGAUAACAUAACGGAGGGUGGUGGUGUGAGCUUGGUACUGCCAGGCCUGCAAUCAAGCUCGAAUCCGGGCCAUCGGAGAAGCUACUCAAAAAAAGGUUGCGGCAUCGAGCAACUCGGGCCGACCUAAAGCCGAUGAACCGGCGCCGGAGAAGCCGUUCAGCCGGGUGCGCGCGUUGGUGAUUAAAGCCGUAGCUCGCGGGGACAUCCUUUACUGGGAGGAUGUGUUCGACUGGCUCUCAGCUGAGCGCGCAAAGGAUGGUGACCAAGA